AUGAAAAUACCCAAAUCACAACUCCAGUUCCCAAUUCACCGCCGCCGGCGUUCCAAACCGCCGUCAUUUUCCGCCACCGAGAGGAACGAUAAUUGGCCGACGUUUCUGUUCGAGAAUUGGGGAAAAUCAGAGGAAUCGCCCAGAACGGCGGCGUUUCUGCUCAAUUCGCCGCCGCCGGAGAACCUCCGCGGCUCCGCCAGGUUCUUCGUCGCCGCCGGCUCCUCGAGCGCGCUGAUCGUGGACGACCCGUCGUCAUCCUCCUCCUCCGCCUCCUCGUCGUCGACGGACGAAUCUCCGCCGGGGAACCUGGAGGCGGAUCCUGAAGAUUUCAUCGCGCUUCUAACGUACUCGCCGAGUCCGUACGACGAUUUCCGGCGAUCGAUGGAGGAGAUGGUGGACGCGCGGGUCGGGGACGGCGGGCGCGUGGAUUGGGAGUUUCUGGAGGAGCUUUUGUUCUGCUAUUUGGAUCUCAACAACAGGAAGUCGUACAGGCACAUACUGCGUGCCUUCGUCGAUCUAAUCGUCGUCCUCCGGGAGAACCCCCGGCGGCGGAUGAUAUGA
Striga asiatica is the source of this 561-nucleotide messenger RNA. The record is from the annotation of a GenBank genome assembly. NCBI's taxonomy places the organism in Eukaryota, Viridiplantae, Streptophyta, Magnoliopsida, Lamiales, Orobanchaceae.